Papaver somniferum (opium poppy) is the source of this 3111-nucleotide messenger RNA. Its product is annotated as BTB/POZ domain and ankyrin repeat-containing protein NPR1-like. Lineage: Eukaryota; Viridiplantae; Streptophyta; Magnoliopsida; Ranunculales; Papaveraceae. The transcript has 4 exons. Gene Ontology annotation, molecular function: protein binding. Bases 177 to 1910 code for a protein of 577 amino acids. The record is from RefSeq and is a predicted model, not a curated record. Gene Ontology annotation, biological process: defense response to bacterium; regulation of salicylic acid mediated signaling pathway; defense response to fungus. Gene Ontology annotation, cellular component: nucleus; cytoplasm.
UAAAUCGUCAUCCAUGUCGACAGCAUCCAGCUUACGACAUCUUCCUGACCUCAUCUCUUCUCUCUCUUCUCUUUGACUUUCUCUCUGCAACCCUCUAAUGGCGAUUUCACACUUCUAAUUUUUCCUCUCUUUUCCAUGUAAUAAUUUCCUCUCUUUUUCUCCCAGUCUUCACCACCAUGAAUUCUACAUCUAUUCUCACAGAUUCAAAUGAUAACAGUGGUGGAAGUAUCAGUAUAGAACAUGAAAACAUUACACCGGAAAUCACAGCUUUGAGAAGACUAUCAACUAACCUAGAAUCAACAUUCCAGUCAACAGAUUUUGAUUUCUGUUCUGAUGCUAAAAUCGUUCUUUCUGAUUCGCGUGAAAUCUCGAUUCACCGUGUGAUUUUGGCUUCUAGGAGUCCGUUUUUUAAAACUCUUUUUGGGAAGGAUAAAGAUGAGAAGAAAUUUGAGGUGAAGAAAUUGAUGAGUGUUGGUGUUGUUGAUGUUGGUUUUGAUUCGUUGAGUGUGGUGUUGUUUUAUUUGUAUACUGGGAAAGUGAAGCCGUUGCCUAGAGAAGCUUCUGCUUGUGUUGAUGAAGAAUGUCAACAUAUUGGGUGUAGACCUGUUGUUGAUCUUAUGAUUCAAGUUCUUUAUGCUUCUCAUGUCUUUCAGAUUCCUGAAUUGGUUAGUCUUUUUCAGCGCCGCCUGCUAGAUAUCCUUGGCAACGUAAUAGUGGAUGACAUAAUGGUGAUUUUGUCUGUUGCAAAUAUGUGUGACAAGAUUUGUGAGAAAUUAGUUACAGCGUGCAUUGAUAUUAUUGUUAAGUCUCAUAUAGAUUCUGUUACUCUUGAGAAGGGAUUGCCCCCUGAUAUUUUUAAACAAGUAAUGGAUUCCCGUUUGGAGUUGGGCCCAGUUGAUACUGAAAUUGAUGAAAAAGCGGCUAGGCGUAUAAGGACAAUGCACAAGGCAUUGGAUUGGGAUGACGUUGAGUUAAUUGAAAAGUUACUUAAAGAAGGGAAUACAAAUCUGGAUGAAGCCAAUGCAUUACAUUAUGCUGUAGCAUACUCUGAUGCACAAACUACGGAAGCGCUUCUUAAGAUGGGACUCGCUGAUGUCAAUCGUAGAAAUCAAAGAGGAUACACUGUUCUGCAUGUUGCUGCAAUGCGGAAAGAACCAGGUAUAAUAGCGUCCAUUGUAACAAAGGGGGCCCGACCAACUGAUCUUACACCAGAUGGAAGAAAAGCACUUCAAAUUGCAAAGAGGCUAACAAAGUGGGUUGAGUAUCACAAGUUCACAGAUAGAGGGCAAAAAGCACCCAAGGAACGUUUAUGCAUAGAGAUUUUGGAGCAAGCAGAAACUAAUGAACCACUAGGUGGGGAAGCUUCCCUGUCUCUUGCUUUGGCAGGCGAUGAUCUGCGUGAGAGAUGGGUAUACCUUGAAAACAGAGUUAAGCUGGCCAAACUUUUUUUUCCUGAGGAAGCACAAGUUGCCAUGGACAUUGCACAAGUGAAAGGAACUUUGGAGUUCCUAGCAGAUGCCAAUUGCAAGGAAUUACCUGGUGGCGAAAUAGUUCCUCUGAAUUUAAAUGAAGCACCUUUUUUUAUGGAAGAGUUGCAUCAUAAUAGGAUAGCAGCACUCUCAAGAAUGGUUGAUUUUGGGAAGCGAUACUUCCCUCGCUGUUCAAACGUACUUAACAAGAUUGUGGAUACGAAGGACUUGUUGGAUCUUGCAGAUCUUAAAAAUGGUUCGCAAGAGGAGCAACAAUUGAAAAAGAAGAGGUUCCUGGAGAUCCAAGAUAGUUUGAAAGAUGCAUUUGAUAAAGACAAGGUGGAGUAUGAUCAGUGUAAAGCUAAUUCAGCAUCGUCCUCCUCGGCAUCCAAGGGACUUGCCCAACGUCAGUAUAAAUCAUCAAAAAAGAGGAAGAAAUGAUCGAAGAAAUUAUUUGGUAUGUUCAAUCAAUUUAGAGAAGACCCUGACAGUGAUUGGAGUCUUAACACAAUACUCUCACCAGCUUCAUCAGGCCGAGACAAUUCUGUAAUCUCAUAUACAGAUGAUGAGUACCCAACAGGAGGAUAUUUUGGGCACUAUGAAGAAUCUGACAUGUCCUUAGCUUCAGAAAGAACCAGCUCAGAACAAAUUUAUGACCCUGAAGACACGCUCCCUUCCUUGCAGCCUAUCAAGAAUCCUUGCAAAUUCAUCGCCUCAGACUGUGAAGCUGAUUUCCUAUCCGAUUCAGCAACAUCAAACCCAUCUAGCACCUUAAGAGGACAAGGUGUUAAAAGACCAAAUCCACAGCAACAGAUGUAUUUCCUCAACUCUGAAGCAGGUCCUUAGUCUGGCCUCAGAAACUUUAGGGGGGUUACUACUGAAUAUUAUGAGCAAUGGACUAAGCAGUUUGAACCUGCAAAGAGACCCAGUAUAGAAGAAGCCGUUGCUGCAGAUCCUGCUACUUUACCCGAGCUAAUUGAAGCUACUUCCAAGACAAUGAUUAAACCAGACUCUACGUCAAGCCAAUUAUGGAAUCUGUUAGACAACUGCAACAUUGCAACUGCACCUUCAGAUAACAACACACAUCAGCAACAGCAAGACCAGCAUCAAUUAUUCACACAGACCAAGAGUACGGAUCAUGACUAAAGCUACUUUCGAGAGUUACAGAACUAGAACUUUUCUGAACACACUCAAGCAUUGCCUACUAUGUCACAUCUGAUGGGCCGGUGGAUUUUCACUCCUCAUCUUAUUUGAGUCUUUUGGGUAUAGCUUUUUUGCAUUAGUAUAGGUUAAUCUCUUUUAUGUUUAGUACCUGUUUUUUAGAACUAUAAACUACUCUAGGUUAUGUUUGCCUAAGCAUGUAGUUUAUCGGUACUCUGCCUGCAGAGAUAGUUUGCAUCUUGCUCUGUAAUCAUGGUAAUGCUUGCAUAUAUAACAUAAGUAUUAGUAUUUUCUUGUGGCUGUCUUUUGGCUGUAGCUGCACUUACUAACCUCGUCUUGUAAUCUGUCUCUCUUGCUGUAGCUUUGCAUUCGUCUUUUCUAAUUCCUUGAAUUUGGAUAAUCUCUUUAUCUUUGAAGCUGUAUUUUCAUUUUAUUUUGUUUCGAGUCUAAUAGAUACUGACUAGGGCCUCAUUUUUUUUCA